AUGUUGUCGUACGCCAUCUUCCUGUUCGUAAUUAGCAAAAGUUUGGCAUUUCCGGUGAGAAGAGUUUUGGCUAUGAAUAACUAAUUACUGUAACUUCAGGAGCCAGCCAAAGAUGCAACAUUGGACGAGGUGGACAAAGCGGUGGAGACGGCGGCACAGCACGAUUACCCGUUUAAUGUGAGGAGUUUGGGCAUUCAGAAAUUUUACCUUUAAUAUUUAAUUUUUUAAAUUUAAAAUCUGAAAAAUUAUCAAAAUUUUGCAUUUUUUGUUAUUUUGCCAUGGUUAAUAUACGUGAUAUGCAGAAUACAGCUUUUAUUCCACAUUUUGAAUCAAAUUUUAAUUCAAUAUUAGUACACCAAAAACUUGUACCAGGACGAACAGAAGAGUAUUCCUCGUACAGUUUAGUUUGUGCAUCAGCUGACUUGGUAUUAGCAUUUUACUAUAUCACAAGUCGUACUCAUAAUGAGCUCCAGAAUUAAAAGCGUAUUAAGCAGUCAAUAUGAAUUUGUUUUUCAGAGUAUGGGAAGAAUGGGAAAUGGCUACGGGAUGGGAAUGGGCAUGGGAGAUUCUGGUAAGUUCAGCAUGUUUGCAACGGUCAAAAAGUAAACAGAAAAAAAGAGGGUUUGAACAAACUUUUUUUUAAAGAUUCUUGGACCAAAAAUAUAAUAUUUAACUUUUUAAAAUUCAUUUAAUGCUAUAUAAGGAUAGAAUAAUAUAUAUUAUAGUAGAUAACAUAGUUAUUUAAAGUUUUUAUAGUUAGUUUCGACUUCCAAUGCAAAUGUCAGGCCAAGUCAAACCUGCCAAAGAAUAUGCAAGUACCGACCGAUGCCAAUCAAGCAGCACAACAACAAAUCAACCAGUUGAACGACCAGAUCAGAAGACUCAACGAUCAGAUUCGACGAACUCAACAAGGACAGAGCACGUUCGAGCAGUUUGGUGAGGAUAAUAUUGGUUUUUACCAUAAAUUAGUAUUUCUUAAGUCACUUUUCUUAAAAAUUUGUGUUCUGUUUUUAUAGUACAGUGUAAUAAUCAAUAAGUUUUGCCAUGUAAACUAUAUUUUUUCAUUUUUGCCGAAAAUUCAGCAAAAAUUGACACAAAACAUAACAAAAAUUAGCAUAAACAACAAACUAUACAAUUUCAUGCUCCUUUAGCCCAAAUCCUGUCGAUGGCUGAUGGAUUGGACUGCAACUGUUCUGGCGCUUCAGCUCCUUUCAACAAUUUCCCGUUUGGGGGUGGUGAAUCGAACAGAAUGGGGCCCAUGGGAGGGCAAAUGCCUUUCAUGCCCCAAGGCAAUAUCAUUUCCCCACCUAUGGGACAACAAAGAAUGUUCCCGGGAAUGAUAGGAAUGUUCCCAUAA
Messenger RNA from Bursaphelenchus okinawaensis, 1357 nucleotides. The record is from the annotation of a GenBank genome assembly. NCBI's taxonomy places the organism in Eukaryota, Metazoa, Nematoda, Chromadorea, Rhabditida, Aphelenchoididae.